Molecule: messenger RNA, 3827 nt
Organism: Gasterosteus aculeatus aculeatus (three-spined stickleback)
Lineage: Eukaryota; Metazoa; Chordata; Actinopteri; Perciformes; Gasterosteidae
Product: copine-9
Biological process (GO): cellular response to calcium ion
Cellular component (GO): plasma membrane
Molecular function (GO): calcium-dependent phospholipid binding
Source: RefSeq, a predicted model, not a curated record
GAACGGACGCCUCCUCCUCAGGUGCCCAGGCGCCGCGCUCCGGCGGCCUCCUCCUCCUCCUCGCUCCUCCUCGCUCCUCCCGGCUGGAUGGAAGCAGCGCGCCUCGGUGACAGCGGCUGAGUGAAAACUUACCGCGGCGCAGGAGAAGUCUCGUUUGAGAAGAGGGGGGAAAGAAAAAGCCAUGGCGGCAAUAAGGGAUUUCGACCCCCUCAACUCCACCGUACCUGCGACGAAGAUUGAAAUCACCGUCUCGUGCAGAAACCUGUUGGACAUGGACACCUUCUCCAAGUCGGAUCCAGUGGUGGUUUUAUACGUGCAGGGCCUGGGGACCAAGGAGUGGAGAGAGUUCGGUCGGACAGAAGUGAUCGAUAACACGCUGAACCCCGAUUUCGUGAGGAAGUUUGUCCUCGAUUUCUUCUUUGAAGAGAAGCAGAACCUGCGCUUUGAUGUGUACAAUGUGGACACGAGGAGCUCCAACCUUUCAAAACAUAAGGACUUCCUCGGUCAGAUGUUCUGCACGUUGGGGGAGAUCAUUGGCUCCACCGGCAGCCGGCUGGAAAGGACUCUCUCUGGGAUUCCAGGGAAGAAGUGUGGAACCAUCCUCUUCUCCGCCGAGGAGCUCAGCAACUGCCGGGACAUCGCCACCAUGCAGCUCUGCGCCAACAAGCUGGACAAAAAGGACUUCUUCGGCAAGUCCGACCCUUUCCUCGUCUUCUAUCGGAGCAACGAGGAUGGGACGUUCACCAUCUGCCACAAGACCGAGGUGAUCAAGAACAAUCUGAACCCCGUUUGGCAGCCGUUCACCAUCCCUGUCCGAGCUCUGUGUAACGGAGACUAUGACAGGACGGUCAAGGUGGACGUGUACGACUGGGACCGAGACGGGAGUCAUGACUUCAUCGGAGAGUUCACCACGAGCUACAGAGAAGUGUCCAGAGGCCAAAGCCAGUUCAACGUCUACGAGGUUUUGAACCCUAAGAAGAAAGGCAAGAAGAAGAAAUACGUCAACUCGGGGACGGUGACUCUGCUGUCCUUCAAAGUGGAGUCAGAAUGCACGUUUGUCGACUUCAUCCGAGGAGGGACACAACUCAAUUUCACCGUGGCCAUCGACUUCACAGCUUCCAACGGGAACCCGUCCCAGCCCACCUCGCUGCACUACAUGAGUCCGUACCAGAUGAACGCGUACGCCAUGGCCCUCAAGGCCGUGGGGGAGAUCAUCCAGGACUACGACAGCGACAAACACUUCCCGGCAUAUGGCUUCGGCGCCAAGCUUCCCCCGGACGGAAAGAUCUCCCACGCCUUCCCUCUGAACUCAAACACAGAAACCCCAAACUGCGUGGGCAUCGAGGGAGUACUGGAGGCUUACUUCCAGAGCCUGAGGACCGUCCAGCUGUACGGCCCGACCAACUUCGCCCCCGUGGUCAACCAGGUGGCUCGGUGUGCUGCCGAGGUGACUGACGGCUCCCAGUACUUUGUGCUGCUGAUGAUCACGGAUGGCGUCAUCUCGGACAUGGCUCAGACCAAAGAGGCCGUGGUCAAUGCAGCCUCCCUGCCCAUGUCUAUCAUCAUCGUAGGAGUGGGCCCCGCUGAGUUCGAUGCUAUGGAGGAGCUGGACGGGGAUGAAGUCAGGGUGUCCUCCAGGGGACGCAUCGCAGAGAGAGACAUCGUCCAGUUCGUUCCUUUCCGGGACUACAUCGACCGGUCGGGGAACCAGGUCCUGAGCAUGGCCCGCUUGGCUAAGGACGUCCUGGCGGAGAUCCCCGACCAGCUGCUGUCCUUCAUGAAGAGCCGAGGGAUCGAACCCCGGCCCCCUCUGCCCGCCUGCUCGGACUCGCCCUCCAUGUCCACCACCACCACCACCACAUCCACCAAGCCGGCCCCCCAGGAGCGCAACAGGCACGCCUGAGACAAACGGCAGCGAGGACGGUGGUCCUGACAUCGGGGCAAAGUGACAUGUGUGUGUCUGUGUGUGCGUGUGUGUGUAUUUGCUACAUGUGUUGCAUGGUUGCGGGGGGGGGGGGGGUGGGAGCCGAGUCGUAAUGGAAGGAGACGUGGACCAGAAGAACUGGUGGGGAUGGGUUCUUCCAAGAAGACCGGAACUGGAAAUGUGCUGAACACAUUCCAGCACCCGGCACCGAUUUAACGAAACAACUAUUACGACAAUUUACAAACCGCAUUUCAAUCAAAGGCGUUUCCCUCACUCGUCAACACAGCCACAAAAAGGGUUCAGAGUCCGAUAUUAUAUAUCAGGUUGUGGCGUCUGCGAGCCAAUGUUUUCUUUCAUGUUGCUUUGUGAAAAUCCUAAACGGGAAGUUAAGUUUAGAUGUGUUGUGUGGAGGGGCUCCACGUUUCAAGGUCAACAUUCACACCGAGCCUCGGCGAGUGGAAACUAAUCCCGGUUGGAUUGGAAGGGAAGGCGCUCGAGCCCCUCUUGAAAGCUUGAAAUAUAUAUAUAUAUAUAUAUACCAGCAUGAAAUUGGCUCGGGAUGGAGAACCGACUGAAAUAUCCCCACUUUCUACAAGCCACCGUACGCUUCAACAAUAUCGAGAGACUACUUCAGCCCCGGUCACAAAGCAAAGCUUAAAUAUGCCCGUGCCCCCCUGCCCCCUCCCCCCCCCCGUCCUCUUCCUCUAUAUUGUGGGGCCGUCCUUUGGCAUGAAUCAUUCAUGAGGUGGGUGCCCUCUGGUUCUCCAGCUGUCUGGACCUGUUUAAAGUAAAGGGAGCUGGUCAGCACUUAUUUCACGCCCCAGAAUACUUGGUAUGUAGCAGAGAACGUGCGAAAGAAUCAGAGGUCACCGCUUACACGGUGGAUAACAAAAGGAGAGUGAGGUUUGGUUUCCUCCAAAGUGUGAGAUGUGUGCACAGUCUGGUCUUCGCCAGCUGCUGCAUAAACAGACGGAUUUGCAAAUUGGACUUUUUUUUCCGCAGACGUUUACUUUCUUUCUCUAUUAAAUGUGUUAUUUCUGCAUUGGGGAUCUUUUCCUCACCAUCCACACAUACUGUGCAGUCGGGUUAAAACCUUCGGCACUUAGCAAAUAAGUGACCAGUCUUUAGAGACAAAUAUAACAAUAGUAAAUGAAUUUUCAAGCAUGUGUCAUAUUGUAUCAGAAAAGGAAAUGGAUAUGUGGCCUUAUUUCUGUCAUAAUCCUAAAAGUGUGUUACGAGGGAGGAUUUUUAUAUGACAAAACAUGUUAUUUUGCAUGCUUGUUGUGCUAAUAUGCUGCCGAUGAUUGAACUUGUUCAGAAAAAAAAGGAAACACUUACUGUAUAUUGGGUGACAGGUGGAACAGGACUUCAUACAACCUUCCUACAUGAGUUGACUAGUGAUCUGUGCGGGAGCGCUCUAUUUGUACUGUUACUGCGUGCAGCAUACUUGAAGGGACUGCGGAUGUGAUGAGCCCAAACAUAUAGAAGCCACGCCAAUAGUUUUAGGUUUGUAGCACACUGUGUUUGAAACAUGCAUGCGUGUGUCAGUACGCCAACACACGGCCACAGAAACGUACGGGAUACUUUUGUAUGACGCAUGUGGAGCUUUGUAUACAGUGUGCACAGUAUUAUUUAGUGACACUCCCAGGUGGAAUACUGCUCACCACUUCCCCCCGUCCAGUGUGAUCCGCACGGCCUCCUCGGCUACCAUGUAAAUAAUGCAUCUAAAGUAAUGUACAGAAUAUUUUGUGAAAGUCUUCCUUUCCUUACAUUUUGUUGCUCUCUAGACACUCUAAAUAUGUCCUUCCGUCUUGAUUUGUGUCAGUCAAAAUUAAAUUCUAGGUCUGUCAGUGUUUUAUAGCGCUUGCAUAGAAACCAAAAUAAAGAUAAUGUGUUCGGUUCA